UAAAAAUCCGGUAACCUCGUAAGCUUUAUUGAUCAAACUUCAAAUAAAUAAAAUCAAAGUAAAAUGUCUUUUGAAUCAUGGAUCAAUCUUAUAAAAGAAGCAGAAAAAACGUCCUUGAUAAAUGGAAAUGUAAGAAAAAUUCAUUAUAAAUUUAAAAAUGGAAAAGAAAUGGUUGAAGAAUAUAGUUUGGAAACAGGAGUAAUACAAAGGCGAGCAUGGAAAAUAUGCAAAGAGUUAAUGGGAGAUCCAGUUUGGGAUAUUGAAUUAGGUGAAGUUAUGAAUGUACCUUUAACACAAGAUCAACAAAAUUUAGUUGUUAGAGAAUCAAAUACAGAACCAAUUUUAACUAAGCGAAUAACAAAAAAGAAUAUUGAGUGGCGUAUCAGAAAUCUACCAUAUCCAAUUGAUAAUUAUAUUGUUAUAGCUGAUGCUGAUAAAAAAUCAAUCAUAGUUAAAACAAAAAAUAAGAAAUAUUACAAAAUUAUUGACAUUCCUGAGUUGAAUAGAUGUAACACAUCACCAGAUCAAGAGAAUAUAACGAUUCAUCACCAAUAUAGUACAUUGAUUAUAACAUAUAAAAAACCUAAAAUAUUAUGUGAAAUGGAAGUCGCUGUUCUUAAAGUUUUACAGGAUGUUGAAACGGAAACUGAUAUGGAAGAUUUAAUGAAGGAACUUAUGCAAACAAGAAAUCAAUAAAUCGAUGUGAA
Molecule: messenger RNA, 707 nt
Organism: Condylostylus longicornis
Lineage: Eukaryota; Metazoa; Arthropoda; Insecta; Diptera; Dolichopodidae
Product: protein DPCD
Exons: 2
Coding region: 64-696 (210 amino acids)
Source: RefSeq, a predicted model, not a curated record